This is a messenger RNA of Engraulis encrasicolus (European anchovy), 3886 nucleotides long. It is a transcript of the gene tmtc3, whose product is annotated as transmembrane O-mannosyltransferase targeting cadherins 3. The record is from RefSeq and is a predicted model, not a curated record. Gene Ontology annotation, biological process: protein O-linked glycosylation via mannose. NCBI's taxonomy places the organism in Eukaryota, Metazoa, Chordata, Actinopteri, Clupeiformes, Engraulidae. Gene Ontology annotation, cellular component: endoplasmic reticulum. The transcript is spliced from 14 exons. The coding region runs from base 152 to 2959 and encodes 935 amino acids. Gene Ontology annotation, molecular function: mannosyltransferase activity; protein binding.
UUCAAUUGAAUUUGCAAAAUACCGGAUAACUUCGGGAAAACGCUAUUAGUGAAUGGACAGUGCCAAGCUGCAGAUGUUUUUGAAUGACCCACCCCGAUGAUCUCUCAUUUUUAGCUAAAUAUUAAGGGUGUGGGGAAGGCCGGUGUCAACCAUGUCUGCCUCAUCAUGGAAGGAGAUCUCUCUGCUUACUGGGCUGGUGAUGGUUUGUUAUUGGAACAGUUGGUUUUGUGGUUUUGUUUUUGAUGACGUUUCUGCCAUUUUGGAUAACAAAGACCUGCGACCAUCAACACCUCUACAGAACCUCUUUCGAAAUGACUUCUGGGGGACACCCAUGUCAGAGGAGAGGAGUCAUAAAUCCUACAGACCACUCACUGUUUUGACAUUUCGACUGAACUACGUGUUCAGCGAAUUAAACGCAGCAUAUUAUCACCUAUUGAACGUGGUGCUCCAUGCAGUGGUGUGUGUUCUCUUCAGACGGGUCUGCAGUCUCUUCCUGGAUCGCACCUCAAGUCUGGGUGCAGCAUUGAUGUUUGCGGUUCAUCCCAUCCACACAGAAGCUGUCACUGGUGUGGUGGGUCGAGCUGAGCUGUUGUCUUCUAUAUUUCUACUGGCAGCAUUUUUAGCCUACACUAAAUCUAACAGCACUGAUAAUUCCAUUGUGUGGUUCCCUAUUGUGGUCACGAUUGUCUUGGUAGCUGCUGCUACCCUUUGCAAAGAACAGGGGAUCACGGUCGUUGGGAUCUGCUGUGUUUAUGAGGUCUUCGUCGCACAAGGGUACACCUUGCCUGCCCUGAUGGACACAGCUCUUCAGAUACUACGAGGCAAACAGAUGUUGCCAUACGGCAUGCUGCAGACUCUGCUCAAACUCAUCGUCCUGGUCAUCAGCACCCUGCUGCUGGUCAUCGUCAGGGUUCAGGUCAUUCAGUCGCAGCUGCCCGUUUUCACCAGGUUUGAUAACCCAGCUGCUGUCAGCCCUACACCAGCCAGACAGCUGACCUUCAACUAUCUUCUACCAGUCAAUGCCUGGCUUCUGCUUAAUCCAUCUGAGCUCUGCUGUGAUUGGACCAUGGGCACUAUUCCCCUGGUUGAGACACCGCUUGAUGUUCGCAAUUUGGCAACAGUAGUUUUCUACUCUCUUUUGGCUAUGCUUGUCUACCAGUGCCUCAGACAUUCUCACAGCUCCACAAAAACUGUUAUAAUGGCUUUGUCCAUGAUCGUCCUCCCUUUCAUCCCAGCAUCCAACCUCUUCUUUCCUGUGGGAUUUGUCGUUGCCGAGAGGGUGCUGUACGUGCCCAGCAUGGGAUUUUGCAUCUUAGUUGCACAUGGAUUCAAAACGGUCUCAAGUCAAAGGGGAUUCAAGAAAAUAUCUUGGUUCUUGAUGGGCCUGCUCCUUUUAACACAUGCCAUGAAGACAUUCAACAGGAACUGGGACUGGGAAUCAGAGUACACGUUAUUUACAUCUGCAUUGAAGGUGAACAAGAACAAUGCCAAGCUUUGGAACAAUGUGGGACAUGCUUUGGAAAAUCAGAACAGAUAUGAAAAAGCUCUAAGAUACUUCCUUCAGGCUACUCGAGUACAGCCAGAUGACAUCGGUGCCCACAUGAAUGUGGGGAGAACUUACAAAAACCUAAACCUCUCCAAGGAAGCUGAAGACUCAUACAUGGUUGCCAAAUCUCUGAUGCCACAGAUCAUUCCAGGGAAGAAAUAUGCUACCCGCGUUGCACCCAACCACCUGAAUGUCUAUAUAAACCUUGCUAACUUAAUUCGGACAAACGAAUCACGGCUGGAGGAGGCUGACCAGCUCUAUCGGCAAGCCAUUAGUAUGAGACCAGAUUUCAAGCAAGCUUAUAUAAGCAGGGGUGAGCUUUUAUUGAAGAUGAACAAACCUGAAGAGGCAAAGGAUGCCUAUCUUCGGGCCCUGGAGUUGGACCACGGCAACGCAGACCUCUGGUACAACUUGGCCAUCGUCCACAUCGAGAUGAAGCAGCACUCGGAGGCCCUCAGGAGCUUCAACCAGGCUCUUCAGCUCAACCCCAAGCACAAGCUGGCUCUCUUCAAUUCAGCUCUACUCAUGCAGGAGUCUGGUGAUGCAAGACUACGCCCAGAGGCCAACCGCCGUUUCCUCACGUACAUAGAGGAAGAGCCCAGUGACGCCAACGGCUACUUCAACCUGGGCAUGCUGGCCAUGGACGCCAACGAGAAUGAAGCGGCGGAGCGCUGGAUGCACAAAGCCAUACGCCUGCAAGCCAACUUCAGAAGCGCUCUGUUUAACCUGGCCCUGCUCUACUCCCAGACACAGCGGGAACUCGAUGCCCUUCCCGUGCUGGAAGAGCUGUUGCAGUACUACCCAGAGCACAUCAAAGGUCUCAUUUUGAAGGGGGACAUUCUCAUGAACCACAAGAAAGACACGCAGGGAGCCAAGGCCUGCUUCCAGCGCAUCUUGAGCAUGGACCCCAAAAAUGUGCAGGGCAAGCACAACCUCUGCGUGGUCUACUUUGAGGAGCGGGACCUGUUUAAGGCAGAGCAGUGCCUGGAGGAGACUCUGGCCAUGGCACCUCACGAGGAGUACGUCCGCAGGCACCUGAAUAUUGUGCGCAGUAAGAUGGCAGCCAUAGCUGCCUCGGGAAAAAUUAUUUCGCCACCGGCGACAACAGAGGGCGCUAGUUCCUCAGGGACGCUGGGCGCCCAGAGCGCGCGGGAAGAAAAGCAGCUUGAGGGCCAGGAGGGUUCUGAGCAGCAGGGGGGGGAGGGGAGCAGCAAGAAUGUGCAGAAAUCCUCCUCCCCUGUAGAAAGGUCCGACGACGGCCAGAGGGGCAGCCAAUCAGAGGAGCUGGUGCGGAGCCAGCCCGACAAGCGGACUAGGAACAAAUCCACAAAAGAGAUUAAAGACAUUGAAAAAAAAAGGGCGGCUGCGUUGAAAAGACUGGAAGAGAUUGAGCGCAUAUUAAGCAGCGAUUAACCUUGUUUUUGUCUGGUGUCACAGGAUACUUUUAAUAGAACAGUUUAAAGAUCAAAGGCCAGUCCAUUUUCAAGACAAGUCCUUGUUUGGCUUUGUGUAUCUGAUUAACUACACUUACACAUUUUCUUCCCAGCUACAGGUCAAUAAUGUGGAAGCAAGGGUACAGUCGAUUUGUUGACUGCAAAAGCUCACGUCGUUCACUAAGACGAUCCUACUGUAGUCCUGCUUUGAAUUCAUGUUAAUUUAUGAGUACAAAUUUGUUUUAUCACUGGAUUUUUUUUUACCCACUGGUCUAAUCUUGACCCAAAGCCUAUUAACUUUCUUGUAAUGGAUAGGGGAGUUCUUGGAGGUACGAUGCAGUACUGAUGAUUUAGGUGUGUGUGUGUGUGUGUGUGUGUGUGUGUGUGUGUGUGUGUGUGUGUGUGUGUGUGUGUGUGUGUGUGUGUGUGUGUGUGUGUGUGUGUGUGUGUGUGUGUGUGUGUGUGUGUGUAGGCUUUCUUGGGGGAGGGGGGGACCCUUGUACUCUAAUCUUGCUAAACUGCUACAGCAUUUGCUUGACUCUUGUUUUUCUUCUGUUAUAACUAUGUUACCAAUUUGGUCACUGUCCACUACAUUACAAUCCAAGCCUCAGUAUUCCCCCAAAAAACGGUACUGCAGCUUUAUCUUUUUUUUUUCUUUUUUUUUUUUUUACUUUUUGGCAUUUCCUUUCCAUUUUAGCAGAAUGUCUGAACAUGAACAUCAAGAAGUCUAACUUGAACAUUAGAUACGACUGUGAAAAUGUAUUUCUAUCAAGGAAUCUGUCUUUAUGUUUGUUGAUAACAAAAUUGUCAUGAGUAUCAGCAGAAUAUUGAUCAGUUUUCAUGUCAUCAAUUUUAAAUCAUGUCUCUUAAUAUUUGCACUUCCACUAAUAAAGCCUCUCCAACAAUG